Morone saxatilis (striped sea-bass) is the source of this 396-nucleotide messenger RNA. RefSeq names its product coiled-coil domain-containing protein 106-like. The transcript has 2 exons. Gene Ontology annotation, cellular component: nucleoplasm. The record is from RefSeq and is a predicted model, not a curated record. The annotation marks the transcript as partial. Lineage: Eukaryota; Metazoa; Chordata; Actinopteri; Moronidae.
CAACCAUGGCUAAGUUGAAGGAGGAUUAUAGAUUGCUAAAAGAGGAGAACCGCCUUCUGAAAGAGGAGAACCGACUUCUGAAAGAGGAGCGGGGUUUCCUUAGGCAGAAAGGUCUCAACCCAGUGAAGACCAGACCCUCAACAUCUUCAAAAGUUCAGCAGGGUCCAGAGGACGCCGUACACCGAUACAGAGCUGUUCUAAAAGAAUUUCGGCGUACAAGGAGCAUCAGCCUCAGCUGUGAAUCCCUGAGCGUUGACAGAAAUACUAUCGCCUUAACGGCAAUCAUUGCAGAGGUGUGGAUUGCUGCAGAGGGUGAAGAUUUCGGGCUGCUGCCAGAGUUCACUGAGGAGGACACUGUAGGAAAAUACGCCAAAACCUGCAAGACCUUCCUGGAGG